AUGAGCCAAGAGUAUUUUCCUGUCGCCGGCAGCUCGUCUGCCGACAAAGAUGCGUCCCCGAAUUACCCUGAACACGACGAGUCAAUCCCGAAGCCGUGGACAGCGCCGCAGUACAUGACCGUUGGCAAUGGAUCAACAUCAGCAGCAGCCGAAGCACUCAUUGCAUCUUUGAAUCAUGAUUCCGGCUACGGUGGAAGCAUUGCUGGAGAUAGCGCGCUCGAUGGCGAUUUGACCGAUUGGCAAGCCGGGAUGCUUGAAGACCGACCGACACCUGCGCAUACGCCUCGCGAGGCAGGUUUAGAGGGCAACGGCGGAACUCAAAUGCUUGCGAGUCACGUCCAUCAACUUCAAUAUAACGCGAAUCGACACAAACUAGGCAGAGCGAUCACCCAGGCAAUCGAGAUUCUAGAAGGUCUACGGGACAUGAACGGACGAUGGCCACUUCAUUAUCCAUCCUACCAACCCUCGGAGCGACCGUCGUUACAGCAAACACAGUCGCAAGCCGACCUGGCAACAUUGGAAAGCCAAGAAUCCUCUCCGUCGCGUCCACCCCCAAUCAGGCGUGCAGCUACAUCUCUGGAUACUGCCGACAUUGCCGAGUCUAGUGCAGUUGCUGAGCGCCGUGAAUUACCAGAACCUCGUCUGAUGAGUCGUGAGAUGGCCGAAAAAUUUAUGGUAUUGAAAAUUGAACUUAAGCUCGGUGGUGCCUCCCAAACAGAACUUGUUCACUCACUGGAGAAGAAAUCGAUUGCCUCGUUGCUGAACGGGAAGAUAAACCAGAGCGUCAAACAUCUGCUGGCGUUAAGAGAUCGCAUCAACGAUACGUCUAGCAAAGUGUUGAUCACUGGAGAUCUGAAUGCUGGAAAAUCGACCUUCUGCAACGCAUUGUUACGUCGCAAAAUUUUGCCGGAGGACCAACAACCGUGUACCAGUAUAUUUUGCGAGGUGCUCGAUGCAAGGGAAAAUGGCGGAGUUGAAGAAGUUCACGCUAUUCCAAAGGAACGAAUUUAUAAUCGCCACGACGAGAGCACUUACGACGUCUUUUCGCUAUCGGAUUUGGAGGAAAUAGUGACUGACAAUUCAAAGUACACACAGUGCAAAGUCUACGUGAAAGACGUGAGGACAAUCGACCAAUCUCUUUUGAACAAUGGAGUCGUUGACAUUGCUCUGAUCGACGCUCCUGGUUUAAAUUCAGACUCUAUCAAGACCACCGCCGUAUUUGCCCGUCAGGAAGAGAUUGAUGUUGUCGUUUUUGUCGUAUCUGCGGCUAAUCACUUUACGCUAUCUGCGAAGGACUUCAUCAUGAGUGCGGCACAUGAAAAGGCUUAUAUGUUUAUGGUUGUCAAUGGAUUCGACAACAUACGAGACAAGGGAAGAUGUCAACGUAUGAUUUUGGAUCAAAUUGCCAAAUUGAGUCCUCAUACAUACAAGGAUGCCGAGGAGCUAGUCCAUUUUGUUUCAAGUAAUGCCAUACCCGUCCAACCUGCAGUUAGUUCAGGCUCUGGUUCUGGUGGUGGUGAUGAUCCAUCGGACCAUGACAGCGACCAUGAAGACGGCGAUGGCGGAAAGGGCAAAGGCAAAGGCAAGGAGAAGGAGAAGAUUCAGGAUUUUGAAAAGCUGGAAGGAGCCUUGCGCCGUUUCGUUCUUGAGAGGCGCGCCCGAUCGAAGUUGGCACCCGCACGAACAUACAUUCUCAAUGUUUUGUCUGACAUCAAUACCUUGGCAUCCGUGAAUCGGGACGUCGCUCAAUCUGAACUAGAUCGCGUCAGCUCAGAGCUUGAAGAGAUCGUGCCUGCGUUUGAGGAUGGAAAGAAGAAGAAGACUGAAAUUGCUGAUCAGGUUGAGAAUACCAUAGAGAAGUCUUGUGAGGAUGUUUAUAACUACACGCGCCAGAACCUCAACAAUACCAUAGACAAGGUUGCCUAUACUGACCUUGGCGUGGAAUACCCGGGACUACUUUCCGCUUUCCAGUAUGCUGAAGACCUGAAGGUUGCUAUGCUUGAUCAGGUUUCAGCAGCAGUGCUGGAGUGCGAGAACUAUGCCCGCGUGAAGACGACGCAUGGAGUCUCUUACAUUCAACAACUUGGCUUGUUGCACGUUGGGGAAGACAAAUUCCCACCUAUGAGUUUCCGACCUGAGAAUAUGUUCCAAAAACGACGACAUGCUUUGGCCAGACAAAUCGAUACGCAGGUAGAGCUGUGGGACUUUUUUGAUAUCCCUGGACUCUGGGAGAGACAAGAAAAGGUUGCUGGAACUGGUGUUGCCAUGACGGCUGUGACAGUCCUUGGUGGACGCGCCAUUGCAGGAGUUGGGUGGAUAGAUGGAGUUUUCGGUGCCGCGAAGGUGCUUGGAUCGAACAAUAUACGACGGAUGAUUGUCCCUGGAGUGGUUGCAGCUGCAAUUCUGACAACAGCCUAUGUCCUUUCAAUUAUCCCUCAGACACUUCCUCCCCGCCUUUCACGCAAAUUGGCCGCUUCUCUUGCUGAAGUAGACUACGUCCAUUCCAACGCUUCACGCAUCUCGACUCAAGUGCGUCGUGUAUUGGGCAUACCAGGUGCCAACUUACAUUCUCAACUCGCUCAAAGUGUUGAAGAUCUAGCGCGUCGCAGGGAAGAAGUGACUAAGAUCAAGGGAGAAAGCGAAGUUGCGAAAAAGUAUUUCGCUAAUCUGUUCCGAGAAACUCAAGAAAGCCGACGAACUGUCGACCAAAUUGACCUUGAAGGUCCUCUACCGGGAGCCUUGGGUCACCACUAA
Messenger RNA from Talaromyces amestolkiae, 2754 nucleotides. RefSeq lists its product as uncharacterized. NCBI's taxonomy places the organism in Eukaryota, Fungi, Ascomycota, Eurotiomycetes, Eurotiales, Trichocomaceae. Gene Ontology annotation, biological process: mitochondrial fusion. Gene Ontology annotation, molecular function: GTP binding; GTPase activity. Gene Ontology annotation, cellular component: mitochondrial outer membrane. Bases 1 to 2754 code for a protein of 917 amino acids. The transcript is spliced from 4 exons. The record is from RefSeq and is a predicted model, not a curated record.